UCAUGUUUACACUCGCGUCUUAGUGCUGUUAUUCUCAUUUAGCAAAAAGAGUUUACCUAACGGACACGACUCAUUCCUGGAAUUAAACUUUAAUGUUAAUAAUAACGUGGUUUUGUGGCCGGUUAGUUGUUUAGCUGGGGAGUAAAGACUGUAGCAACAGUGCUAGGUAGUUAGCCUGCUUAGCUUAGCUGGUCAACCAACCAGCUAAACUAAAGUUCGUUUUUUUACAAACACUUUACACUGGUUUCUCUUCACUCCGGUCUUUGGAUUGGGUCAGGGCACCAUGGCUGACAGCACUUUUGCGAUGGCCCGUAGCCUGCUGGUGGACUCAUCCAUCUAUGACUCCAGAAUGGCAGAGACAACGAAAGAGCACACAUUCCUCGGCUUGACCUCAGAGGAUGCAGAGGAAAUGCUGCACAGAGUAGAGACCAGGGUGGUGCUGGUGGGCGAAACCGGCAGUAACGCUGCACUUGUAAAAGCGCUGGAGGGCAUUCGAAUAAUGGAAGUCCCAGUGGUAAAGAUUAAAGAAGGUGACCCAGGCUCUGAGUCAAGCGAGAAAUUGAUCAAAUCUAUAGUCAAUAUGGACAUAAACACCCCUUGUAUAAAGACAGACAAUGUCAGAGAGUUUGGAGAUGGAGAAAAUGCAGAGUUUGAGACAGUCUUUGUACUGAAGGACUUCCAGUCUCCAGACUACAGCUAUCUGUACAAAAAUGACAACCGCAUUUUGGGCCCCCCUGUGGUGCUGCACUGUGCUGAGAGGGGAGAGCCCUUGCCGUUCUCAUCCCGUCCACUCUACUCCACCACAAUGCUCAAUUUGUCACUUUGCUUCACUGGUUUCCGCAAGAAGCAGGAAGUGGUAAACCUGGUUAACCUGGUGCAUCAUAUGGGCGGCACCAUCCGUAAGGACUUUAGUGCUAAAGUCACUCACCUGAUUGCUCAUUCGACACAUGGAGAAAAAUACAGGCUGGCUGUGUGUAUGGGUACGCCCAUUCUCACCCCUGACUGGAUUCAUAAGGCCUGGGAGCACAGGGAUGAGACCAAUCUUCAUGCAGGUGGUGAAGAAUUUCGUACUGCCUUCAAAGUGCCUCCGUUUCAGGACUGUGUUUUGAGCUUUCUUGGCUUCUCAGAGGAAGAAAAGGGCAACAUGGAGGAAAGAACGCUAAAGCAUGGCGGCCGCUUUCUGGAGGUCGGAGAUGAGAAGUGCACUCACCUGGUGGUGGAGGAGAACUCCAUAAAAGAGCUGCCAAUUGUGCCUUCUAAAAGACUGUAUGUUGUAAAACAGGAGUGGUUUUGGGGCAGUAUCCAGAUGGAUGCUCGAGCUGGAGAAACCAUGUAUUCAUAUGAGAAGUCAGAGAGCCCGGCGAUGAAAAAGGCUGUAUCCCUUCUGUCUCUCACAACACCCACCAGUAAUCGGAAGCGUCGGCGGCUGCGUGACACUCUUGCCCAGCUCGCUAAAGAGACAGAGAUCUCUCCCUUCCCCCCUCGCAAGAGGCCCUCAGCGGAACACUCGCUGUCUAUGGGCUCGCUGCUGGACAUUUCUAAUACUCCAGAUACCUGCAAGGCUCUCACAGAGCGUAAUGUUGAGGCCAAGCGUAGACAGAGGAAGCCGGCGAAACGUAAGAGUGACAGGGAGAAGGAGAGAAGGAGUAGGACGAGCAGAGAGUGGGUCUUCUGUACCAGCACUCCACUGAAAUCCACAGAACAGCACAUGAACGUGAAGCUCUCACUCGACUCCUCCACAGAGACAGAGGAGAACUCUAAGCCCUCCAAAAGCUCCACACCUGCCCUGCCCAAACAGUCGGCGAGAUGGCAGGUAUCCAAGGAACUUUACCAGACUGAAAGCAACUACGUGGAUAUUCUGUCCACCGUCCUGCAGCUUUUCAAAUAUCCACUGGAGAAGGAAGGCCAGGUUGGAGGCCCCAUCCUGGCUCAGGAGGAGAUUAAGACCAUUUUUGGCAGCAUCCCAGACAUUUAUGAAGUGCACACCAGGAUAAAGGCGGACCUGGAGGAGCUGGUGAUGAACUGGUCUGAAGACAAGAGUGUCGGUGAUAUUAUUCUGAAAUAUUCCGGAGAGCUGGUGAAAGCUUACCCACCAUUUGUCAAUUUCUUCGAGAUGAGCAAGGAGACAAUUGUUAGGUGUGAGAAGCAGAAACCGAGGUUCCAUGCCUUCCUGAAGAUCAAUCAGGCUAAACCUGAGUGUGGGCGGCAGACGCUGGUGGAGCUGCUGAUUCGUCCAGUGCAGAGGCUACCUAGUGUGGCUCUCUUACUUAACGAUAUUAAAAAGCACACCUCUGAUGAUAAUCCUGAUAAAGUCACUCUGGAAAAGGCCAUUGAGUCCCUCAAAGAAGUUAUGACCCAUAUAAAUGAAGAUAAGAGAAAGACAGAGGGCCAGAAGCAAAUCUUUGAUGUGGUUUACGAAGUGGAUGGCUGCCCUGCCAAUCUGCUGUCAUCUCAUCGAAGUCUGGUGCAUAGGGUAGAGACCAUUGCUCUGGGUGACAAGCCUUGUGACCGCGGCGAACAUGUUACUCUGUUUCUCUUCAACGACUGCUUGGAGAUUGCCAGGAAGAGGCAUAAGGUGAUCAGCACCUUCAAGAGUCCUCUGGGACAAACGCGGCCGCCUGCUCAGCUUAAGCACAUCGCCCUCAUGCCACUUUCUCAGAUACGCAGGGUGCUGGACUUGCGUGACACUGAAGACUGUCAGAACGCCUUUGCGCUGGUUGUGCGGCCUCCUACUGAGCAGGAGAACCUUCUCUUCAGCUUCCAGCUCACUGCUGAAGAUGCACUCAAAUCAACCUGGCUGAAGACUCUCUGCCGUCAAGUGGCGAACACCAUCUGCAGGGCCGAUGCAGAAGACCUGAUUCAGUGUACCGAUCCAGACACCCUUCAAGUGAACACAAAGGACAUGGACAGCACGCUGAGUCGAGCCUCCAGGGCCAUCAAAAAGACAUCAAAAAAGGUGACACGGGCUUUUUCUUUCACCAAAACCCCUAAACGUGUUAUCCAGAGAGCUUUCAUGGCAAACAGUACCCCUGAUGACAAGAGUCCUGGUGCAGGAUCUGAAUACAUGACUCGAAUGACUAGCAGCUCCACACUGGCUAUGGCUCGCUCCGCCUCAACGUUCAGCCUAAGCGACUGCAGUAAGAAUGCAAUAGUGCAGCGCUCCAAUUCUCUGGACAAUGCCCCUCGACCCAGGGUGUCUGUGUGUAUACGCACCCCGUGCUGCCCAGAGAACACUAAUCAGCCUGGCCCACCAGAUACUCACACCAAAGUGCUUAACCAUACCCAGCUGGCAAACCAGGCAACUCUUCAGGGCACAAGACCAUGUCGGGAGCUUUUGGUGCCUCCGGAGCAGCGCUGGGUUCCUGGUACCGCACGAAGGGAGACUCUACUCUAGGCUGUCCAUUCUCCAUCGAUGGUCAAUCUGUCGUCUACGUUUGAGAGGAAGUACUACACCUUCAGCCGGU
Trichomycterus rosablanca is the source of this 3464-nucleotide messenger RNA. RefSeq names its product epithelial cell transforming 2 (gene ect2). Gene Ontology annotation, biological process: intracellular signal transduction; activation of GTPase activity; regulation of cytokinesis, actomyosin contractile ring assembly. NCBI's taxonomy places the organism in Eukaryota, Metazoa, Chordata, Actinopteri, Siluriformes, Trichomycteridae. Gene Ontology annotation, molecular function: GTPase activator activity; guanyl-nucleotide exchange factor activity. The record is from RefSeq and is a predicted model, not a curated record. Gene Ontology annotation, cellular component: nucleus; cell cortex. The coding region runs from base 284 to 3394 and encodes 1036 amino acids. The transcript has 27 exons.